UUGGAUGAGGCCACUGAUGCCUGGGGUAUUAAAGUGGAACGUGUCGAAAUCAAAGACGUUCGCCUACCCGUUCAACUGCAGCGUGCCAUGGCCGCGGAAGCAGAGGCAGCACGUGAGGCUCGUGCUAAAGUUAUUGCCGCCGAGGGCGAACAAAAGGCAUCGCAUGCUUUGCGCGAAGCUUCCGAAGUAAUUGGCAAUUCACCGGCCGCUUUACAAUUACGUUAUCUACAGACUCUGAACACGAUUUCGGCUGAGAAGAAUUCGACCAUUGUGUUCCCGUUGCCCAUCGAUAUGCUGACUUAUUUCAUGAAGAACAGUGAGGCUAAAGCUUUAGCUGCCAUGGCGGAUGUUAUAACAAUGAAUCCCUCACAACAACAAUGA
Messenger RNA from Musca vetustissima, 381 nucleotides. Its product is annotated as band 7 protein AGAP004871-like. Gene Ontology annotation, cellular component: plasma membrane. Lineage: Eukaryota; Metazoa; Arthropoda; Insecta; Diptera; Muscidae. The annotation marks the transcript as partial. The record is from RefSeq and is a predicted model, not a curated record. The transcript has 3 exons.